AGUAGCAUAUAACAGGGUGUUUUAUAUAAUUAUAUAACAAAUCAUGGGGAGUUGUAGUUUUCCAAAUUAAUGACCUAAAUAUGACAUUUGUCAAUAAACUUCAUCAACCAUUCACAAACAACAAGAAAAGAAAAAAAAAAAAAAAAACACCCCACAAUUACCCAAUACGACACCGUUUAAACCUUUUAGCAAAUCUUUUGGCGGGAAUCAUUUCCCGCCAUUUCACCACUCUCCCUCAUAAAUAGAACCCACAAUACAGAAUCACCACCCCACUUCCUACACUCUCCAUCUUCUCAUUUCAUCCUCUAAAAAUUAACAAACAAAAACCCUAAAUCAAAAGAGGGCAAAAAUCAAAAUCACAGAAAAACAAUGUUUGAAUUAAGGUUAGUACAAGGAAGUCUAUUAAAGAGGUUAAUAGACGCCAUUAAAGACCUUGUAAAUGACGCAAAUUUCGACUGUUCUUCCACUGGAUUCUCUCUCCAAGCCAUGGAUUCUAGCCACGUGGCACUUGUCUCUCUCCUCCUUCGAUCAGAGGGAUUUGAGCAUUUCCGGUGUGAUCGUACCUUUUCUAUGGGUAUGAGUAUUGCUAAUAUGGCUAAGAUGCUAAGAUGCGCUUCUAAUGAUGAUAUUAUUACUAUCAAAGCUGAUGAUGGUACCGAUACCGUCACCUUCAUGUUCGAGAGUCCUUCACAAGAUAAGAUAUCGGACAUUGAGAUGAAGCUGAUGGACAUUGAUAGCGAUCACCUUGGGAUCCCGGAUGCUGAAUAUGAUGCAAUUGUUCGAAUGCCAUCAACGGAGUUUGCUAAUAUAUGUACGAGUCUGUCCUCAAUUGGUGAUACUGUUACUAUUGCUGUUUCAAAGCAAGGCGUAACUUUCUCUACCAAAGGUGACAUUGGAUCUGGAAACAUUACCUGCAGACAGAAUUCAUCAACAGAGAAGCCAGAGGAGGCCACCAUUGUUGAGAUGAAAGAGCCAGUUGUGUUGACCUUUGCCCUCAAGUAUAUGACUACCUUCACCAAAGCAACCUCGCUAUCUAGUCAAGUUACCAUCAGCUUAUCCUCAGAUAUGCCUGUGGUCGUGGAAUACAAGAUUGCGGAAAUAGGCUACAUCAGGUACUACCUAGCUCCCAAGAUUGAAGAAGAGGAGUUAGAGACCAACCCUCAACCCUCAACCAGGCCUAGAACAGAGCCGCGAGAAGAAAACCAUGCUAAACCUGUGCCUGUGCCUGAGGCUGAGCCUGAGCCUGUCCCUGAGCCUGAGCCUGAGCCUGAGCGAGCUGUGCCUCUAGCGAUAAUGGGGACAAAGGAAGAGAAUGGAGCUGAAGCUGACAUUGUAGAGGAUUCUCGGGUUAAAAUGGAAACUGAAAGUGCAGCAGAUGUUAAACCUGAAAAGGAGGAAAAGCCGGUGAAAGCAGAACUACACGCUUUGGAGCCUGACUUCAAGAUGGAAACCGAUUCUGAAGCUGAGAUCAAGCCUACGGCAGAGACAACGCAACCUAAGGCUGAAGUUGAAGUUAUGGAAGUAGAGUAGUCUCUUUUGAACUAACAAUCAUCAACUAUUUCUUGAUUUCAUGAAGCAUGUUCAUAGUAGUAUUAGUUGAGAUUUGAGCAGCACUUUAAUCUGGUUGGGUAGAUUCAGGACCAUUUUGGCAUUUGAUUAUUUUCGGUCCUGAAUUCAAUUUGAUGUAAAUCAGUAAUUGGGUAGCAGUAAUUCAGGGCUUUCUUCCAAGAGUUUCUUUCACUUUUGUAGUUGCUCAAUGCAAAACAUGCAAGAAAUUGGUGCAGGAGGGUGUUCUAGCUUCAGUGAACUUCAAUAUAUUUUUUCUCUAUA
This is a messenger RNA of Beta vulgaris subsp. vulgaris (sugar beet), 1830 nucleotides long. Its product is annotated as proliferating cell nuclear antigen. The coding region runs from base 370 to 1530 and encodes 386 amino acids. NCBI's taxonomy places the organism in Eukaryota, Viridiplantae, Streptophyta, Magnoliopsida, Caryophyllales, Amaranthaceae. The transcript has 4 exons. Gene Ontology annotation, biological process: leading strand elongation; regulation of DNA replication; mismatch repair. Gene Ontology annotation, molecular function: DNA polymerase processivity factor activity; DNA binding. The record is from RefSeq and is a predicted model, not a curated record. Gene Ontology annotation, cellular component: PCNA complex.